Molecule: messenger RNA, 505 nt
Organism: Staurois parvus
Lineage: Eukaryota; Metazoa; Chordata; Amphibia; Anura; Ranidae
Source: the annotation of a GenBank genome assembly
AUAUACACACACAAACAUGUACACACACGCACAGAGACACAUGUACACACACACACAUACAGACACAUGUACACACAGACACAUGUACAUACAUACAUAGACACAUGUACACACACACAUACAUGUAAAUACACGCAGACACAUGUACAAAUACACACAUGUACAUACACACAGACACAUGUACAAUUGUCCAUGCGUACACAGAAACACACAUGUACACGUACACACACCCCUCCCCCCCAUAAAAAGUUGCAGUACUUCGUUGUUCACUCACAGAUCCGGGUACUGCACUCUAGGGGGAGGCAGAGAGCACAGCAUGCACUCCUUGCUUUGCUUUCAGUGCGCUCAGCUAUUGAGCAGUCUGAUGGCUCCCAGCGCCAAUGACAGAUCCAGCCUGAACUCCGAGCCUGCUCAGCAAGACGGCCCUGGGGGACACACUCGCCCCCACCAUAAUUUCCACUCGACAUUGGCGAGCAGGCGGGUGGAAAUUUCAAGCCCUGGUUUA